AUGGCGACUGCGCGUGACGUCGACUUCCGCCGCUCUCACUCUACCCCUUUCCCUAGGAGGCGGCUAGACUCAAUGACGGCUGCGGGCAGAGCGCAUGCGCGGCGGCGGGGCCUGGCCCGCGGCGGCGGCGGCGGCGGUCACCGAGUUUCUCCAGGUUUCACCAGCUCCCACGAAGGGCAGCAGGAUCCGGACCCGAGGGAGUUUGUGUCCAGAGCCCUUUUUCUCGAUGUUUUGAUGUUUGCCUCCCAGACGAUGAGCCCUCUCUGGGUGUUUGAAUAUAUUAAAGGGAUCUGUGAACCUGAACUAGAAGAAAGAGAAUGUUACCCCAAGGCCAUGCACUGCAUUUUUGUUGGGGCAGAGAGCCUGUUUCUGAAGAGCUUAAUUCAGGAUACUUGUGCUGACCUCUGCAUUCUGGACAUUGGCCUUCUUGGCAUCAGAGGAAGUGCUGAGGCUGUGGUCAUGGCUAGGAGUCACAUUCAACAGUUUGUAAAGCUCUUUGAGAAUAAUGAGAACCUACCCAGUAGUCAGAAAGAAUCAGAGGUUAAAAGGGAAUUUAAACAAUUUGUUGAAGCCCGUGCAGACAAUUACACAAUGGAUUUGUUGAUUUUGCCCACUUCCUUGAAAAAAGAACUUCUGACACUCACACAAGGUGAGGAGAAUCUGUUUGAAAUAGGAGAUAAUGACAUUGUUGAAACUAGAGAUUCUCAACAAACAGAGUUUAUACAGAGUGCUGCCACAGGGCUGAAUAUUUCCAGAGAUGAAAUUGUUUUGCAGGAAGAUGCAAGAAAUAAAGCUGGGACUCCUGUUUCCGAGCUUACAAAACAAAUGGACACAGUCUUUUCUAGCUCACCAGAUGUGCUUUUUGUUCCAAUAAAUGGUCUAACCUCAGAUGAAGAGGCACUUUCCAAAGAGAGAGUUUGUCACAAACGAAGAUCUUCUGAUUCUGAAGAAAGGCAUACCAAGAAGCAGUUUUCUUUGGAAAAUGUUCAAGAGGGGGAGCUUUUACAUGAUGGUAAGAUACCAGCUGGAAAUGUAGUUGUUGACCUAUCUGACUCUUCUACUGAUUCUGAAAAUUUAAGUCCAGAUAUAAAAGACACUACUGAGGAAAUGGAAUACAACAUCCUUGUAAAUUUUUUUAAGACCAUGGGCUAUUCCCAAGAAAUUGUUGAAAAAGUCAUUAGGGAAUAUGGGCCAUCUACUGAGCCAUUACUGCUCUUAGAGGAAAUUGAAAAAGAAAAUAAAAGGUUCCAAGAAGACAGAGAAUUUUCAGCUGGUACUAUGUAUGAGACCAACAAAACCAAAAAUAAAGAUGUUUGUAGCAGCGUAAAUGAGCUUACAACAGAUUCUCCUCCAAAGAAAACACAAACUCACACACAGCAUAAUAUGGUAGAAAAGUUUUCUCAGUUACCAUUCAAAGGAGAAGCUAAACCAUGUACCUCAAAUUGCAAAAUUAAUACUUUCAGAACAGUGCCAAUAGAACAGAAGCAUGAAGUCUGGGGCUUAAGCCAGAACUACAUUUGUAACAUAGACCUUGAAACUGAUGGUCUUUCGCCUUCUGUUGCCCCUUCAAGUCCCAAAGAAGUCAAUUUUGUUUCAAGGGGAGCUUCAAGUCACCAGCCCCAAAUUCUGGUUUUUCCUGAAAAUGGUUUACAACAGCAAGCAGAACACUUACUUCCAAAUACUCUGAAAUCUGCCUGUGAAAAACGCUCAGAAUGCUGUAGCUCUCCUCAGUCUAAGACAAAUUGUUCAACCCUUUCUCCACCAAUGGCGUUACCUUCAGUUACUGAUGCAAGGCUGGGAGGACCUUCUGAGCAUAUUGAUUCCUCAGUUACAGGGGUCCAAAGGUUUCGAGAUACUCUGAAAGUACCUUACAAGCUGGAAUUAAAAAAUGAACCAGGGAGAACAGACUUGAAGCACAUUGUUAUAGACGGGAGCAAUGUUGCAAUUACCCAUGGUCUGAAAAAGUUCUUUUCUUGUCGUGGAAUUGCAAUUGCAGUUGAGUAUUUUUGGAAACUUGGCAACAGAAACAUUACUGUAUUUGUCCCUCAGUGGAGAACAAGGCGUGAUCCUAAUGUCACAGAACAGCACUUCUUAACCCAGCUCCAGGAGCUUGGAAUAUUAUCUUUAACCCCUGCCCGGAUGGUCUUUGGAGAAAGAAUUGCUUCUCAUGAUGACAGGUUUCUACUACACUUAGCGGACAAAACUGGUGGCAUAAUUGUAACCAAUGAUAACUUCAGAGAAUUUGUGACUGAGUCAGUCUCUUGGAGAGAAAUUAUUACAAAAAGAUUACUUCAGUAUACAUUUGUGGGGGACAUAUUUAUGGUUCCUGAUGAUCCUCUGGGAAGAAGCGGACCUCGAUUAGAAGAAUUUCUUCAGAAGGAAGUUUUUCUUAGAGAUAUGCAGUCCCUACUUGGAGCCCUGCCAAAUGUGGGUAUGUUUGACCCCAGCUUCAGAGGCCCUGGCACACAGGCAGCCAGCACCAGCCACCAGCCUCCAACCCGGAUUCAGGGAGCCCCUCCAAGCCACUGGCUUCCUCCUCAGCAGCCCCACUUCCCACUCAUGCCGAACCUUCCCAAUAUCCAGCAGAAUCUGCCUAUGCCAGCACAGAGAUCUUCUGCAGAAACCAACGAGCUGAGGGAAGCCCUUCUGAAGAUCUUCCCUGACUCAGAGCAAAGACUGAAGAUUGACCAGAUCUUGGCGGCCCAUCCGUACAUGAAAGAUCUGAAUGCACUCUCUGCCAUGGUGUUGGACUGAAGAUUGUGCUGAGCAUCUUGAGCUCAGGGCCAUCUGAUCAAACUCAAGCUCAUGCCUGAUGGGAACUAAUAUAAUGUGAAGAAGCCUCUUUACCAGUGUAAACGCUCUUGUAUAGAAAAAAAAAAAGUUUUGUGUAUAAAAAAAAUCUGGGUUUUCAAAACCAGCUUUUUUCUAUAUAUGAAUUAUGCUGCUAUUACAGAUUUAACAUUUUCUGUAAAAGGAAAGUCUACAUUUUCUGCCUGUUCAGAACUGUUUAAUAGCAGUUACUCUUGAGUGUAUUUACAUUUUUAUGUUUUUUAAACUAUUUUCCUUAAAGCUGAAAAUAAUGACAAAUGGAUAUGGUUAGCCUUUCUAAAUAAAAAGAGUUGCUUUCUUAAGGAAAGCAAGACCUCUUAAAGUAUA
Messenger RNA from Carlito syrichta (Philippine tarsier), 3156 nucleotides. It is a transcript of the gene N4BP1, whose product is annotated as NEDD4 binding protein 1. The record is from RefSeq and is a predicted model, not a curated record. Gene Ontology annotation, cellular component: PML body; nucleus. Lineage: Eukaryota; Metazoa; Chordata; Mammalia; Primates; Tarsiidae. Gene Ontology annotation, biological process: negative regulation of proteasomal ubiquitin-dependent protein catabolic process; negative regulation of protein ubiquitination. The transcript has 8 exons. Bases 1 to 2754 code for a protein of 917 amino acids.